AUGGCAUCCGAUCCCUUCUUCGCCUUCGUCGAGGCCCGCCGCACCAUCUACGCUCUCUCCGAUUCGUCGCCCAUCCCUGAUGCACGCAUUAUCGAGAUCGUGCAAAAGGCCGUUCGCCACGUGCCCAGCUCAUACAAUGUGCAAUCUGCGCGCGCUGUGGUCAUCCUGAAGGAAGAGCACAAGAAGGUCUGGGAUUUUGCUGAUGCGGCCAUCAAGGCGACCAUGCCCGAGGCCGUUUACACCAUGUUGGCCCCGCGUUUUGCUGCGUUCAGGGGUGCUUAUGGAUCGGUCCUCUUCUUCGAAGACAGCACCGAUUUGGAGAAUUUGAAGUUGCAGCACGCCAGUGCCGCUCCCCUGAUCGAUGAGUUCUCUGAUGUCUCGAGUGGCAUGCACCAAUUUACCGUCUGGACGGCCCUCAAAGCCGAAGGUCUCGGUGCCAGCCUGCAGCACUUCCAAUUCUCGCCCGUUUUCACCGAGAAGGUGCAGGAAGAAUGGAAGUUGCCCAAGACAUGGAAGCUCAAGGCUCAGUUGGUCAUUGGAACUCCCACUGGUGAGCUGUCCGAGAAGACAUUCAAGCCAAUUGAGGACCGUGUCAAGGCGUUUGGACAGUAG
Talaromyces rugulosus is the source of this 612-nucleotide messenger RNA. RefSeq lists its product as uncharacterized. NCBI's taxonomy places the organism in Eukaryota, Fungi, Ascomycota, Eurotiomycetes, Eurotiales, Trichocomaceae. Gene Ontology annotation, biological process: cellular response to oxidative stress. The record is from RefSeq and is a predicted model, not a curated record. The coding region runs from base 1 to 612 and encodes 203 amino acids. The transcript has 3 exons.